This is a messenger RNA of Anopheles stephensi (Asian malaria mosquito), 1248 nucleotides long. RefSeq lists its product as uncharacterized. The transcript has 2 exons. Lineage: Eukaryota; Metazoa; Arthropoda; Insecta; Diptera; Culicidae. The record is from RefSeq and is a predicted model, not a curated record. The coding region runs from base 301 to 933 and encodes 210 amino acids.
GUCAAACAUUCAUCCCCAAAAGAAAAGAAAACGGUAACCACAAACAAAACAAAACUCCCGCGUUCGAUACGAACUGCAGUUUUCCAGUAUUUAAGUUAUAGGAAGCAUUUACAAAAUGGUUAAAUAGUGUUAGCCAUGUAUACCAAAGCGUUUAUAAAGCUUACAUUAAAGUGGGCUGCUAAACUAGCAUAGCAACGGUACGCGCGUUGCCGAUUACACCCUUCAGUGUAGAUUUAGCGCUUGAGCGUAGUAGGCAUAGGAACCAUCGCCGGACAGAAGCGCAUCUUCAGCGUCAGCAGGAUGGAAUACUCCAGCUUUGUAAAAGGCUUCCGGAAGAAAUCGUUCCACAGCUACGCCAGUCCACCGGACACUGAGUACGCAAAGGAGUUUGAAGAACAAAUGCAAGCGCUGGUCAUUAACUUCGAUAUUGACGACACAAAGAUGGAACAGCAACAGCAGCAGCACCACCACCAGAUGUCCUUCACAACAAGCACUCCACUAGCAUCCGGAAGUGGGUUAAAGUGGAAAACCAGAAGAAAAGCAAGCUGUACCGCACUGUUUGACGAAACGGAACGGCUGGAUGUGCCGAAGAAACGGAUGGCUGUGAAUAUCGACCAAAGUGCCGAGAGUCAGGAACUUCACCACGGAUCGUACGACUCGAGCGAAGGCAUUUCGAUGCGUUUUGAUUCGUCCAGCUCGAACGAUGAUGCGGCAUGGAAUGAAUUCAUUGGCAAUAGUUCCGCCGGAUCUAGCCAGCUGAAGAAAGAGAAGGUACAACACCAUUGCAGCACAUUCCCCUUUGAGGCAAUUCAAGGCGAAGAUUCAUUACUAGAACCGUCCGCUGAUGUGUUUGCGCCCGAGGACACAGCAAUGUUUGCAACCAAAUUAGUAUGUAUGCCUGCGAAGCGAACCCAUGAUGAGGCUAAUAGUUAGGAUACUCCGUUUGUCACAGCAACGCCACUCUUUAGCUUUCCUUAGCUCUUAUAAUAUAAUGUUUGCUCUCUGCUGAGGAUUGUAAAUAUAGAUUCCUAUUUAAAAGUACGCUUUUGGCAAUUGCGGCUAAGAUGAAGGGCAGUGCGUAAAUUAUUCGCUCCACUGUGUGCACCAUUCAUAGAAUGGACCACGUUUCCCAGUGGAUAGAUGAUAAGGGCAGCUUUCGAAUUUCUUCAUCAUCGCCAUCUUCAUGACAGAAAAAACUCAAUUAUAUUAAAUUGUCAAUAAAACCAAAUAUGAGCUCAGUAUAAAGUA